Molecule: messenger RNA, 1612 nt
Organism: Erpetoichthys calabaricus (reedfish)
Lineage: Eukaryota; Metazoa; Chordata; Cladistia; Polypteriformes; Polypteridae
Gene: gins3
Product: GINS complex subunit 3
Exons: 3
Coding region: 665-1300 (211 amino acids)
Biological process (GO): mitotic DNA replication initiation
Cellular component (GO): GINS complex
Source: RefSeq, a predicted model, not a curated record
UGGAGACAAACUCUGUGCUUCAUUACACGGUUCACGUAAGAGAACUUAAGACCCUGCUCAGGAGAACAGAACAUUGUGCUCAUGGUGGGAGUCUGCCAGGACCACUUAUCAGAAAAGAAAGCUUCUGGGAGAAACACUUGAGCAGUGCCCCGGGUUCAAAUCCGGUUCUGGGGCCUGUCCGUGCAGCUUGCACAUUCUCCUUCUUAGGGCCGUUGCCAUUGGGCUCCCAGGACUCGACUCACUGCACAAGUGAAGCAAUAAUAAUCUUUAUAAAAGAAACUUUUCUACUCCGUUAGAACCCAACCGGAGUGCUAAAGCGCAGGUGUGAUGACGUCAGCCGUUUUCGUUUAGAGUAGUGUUUCUUAAACAAGUCUGUGAUGGGUUAGGGCUAACCAAACCGCGGUUGGUUUCUCACUACUCUGAAAUGAUAAACAGUUCGGAAAAUCCACCGAUGUUUUUUUUGACAUGCAGAAGUUUAUUCCGCGUCAAUCUUGCGGAUUCGCCGCUCGACUACUCGGUACUUGAUUAGCGGCGUCUUCAGUGACGUAAUGCUCGAUCGCUGGGCGCUCUACUGAAAGGCAAUUCAAACUCCCGGGCGCGCAGCACUACCGGGUUUCCUCUGCUCGGGCAGCCUUCUCAAACGCGGCGCUAGCCUUGUCCCUUUAUGGCUUCUCAGGAGUACUCGCCCGUGGCUGCGGCAGUUGGUAUGGAUGAGAACUUCUUGUCGCUGGAUGACAUCUUAAUGUCCCAGGAAAAGCUGACGAGUCGAGUUGAAACGGUUUUUCCUCGUUUGGGAUUUUUGGAAAAAAGUUCGGAUGAGACCGACAUCGCCGUGGGUACGAAGUUGGAAAUGCCUCUCUGGCUGGUGAAGGGUCUUCAUGAUGGCAAGCGACGAAUUGUGUCUGUGGAGCUGCCAAAGAUUUACAGAGAAGGCUGGCGCACCGUCUUUAGUGCUGAUCCCAAUGUGGUGGAUCUCCAAAAGCUGGGGCCUUAUUAUUACAGUUUGGGUUUGCAGAUGCUACACUUUGACAGCCCAGAGAACCUAGAGAUUGCACAGACCCUCGUGCAGACUUAUGUUGGCCGCUUCCGGCGCAUCAUGGACUCUUCCCAGAAUGCUUACAAUGAGGACGUGUCUGCACUUGUGGAAAAACUGGAUGUGCUAGAGAGGAGCCUCUUUGGUGCUGGCCAGGCUGGUCUCAAUGGCUUCCAGUGCUGGGAAAAAGGACACGCCUCGCGGAUCACAGCAUCCAGCCUGGUGAAGAACUACAGGAAGAGAAAAUUUGCAGAUUUGGAAGUCUGAGAAAAUGAUUUUGCCCAGAAUGGCCUUUUUUGAUAUAUUUAGCCUGUUUUUGUCGUGUGUGGCAGCUCAGUUUUAAACGUCGGCCGCCACAGUCGUGCGACUCCAUUACAGCCUCGUCCUUUGAACCCAGAACACAUUUCAGCCUUUUAACUCUUAAUAUUUAUUCUUUGUAUUUUUAAAAUCUGUUUAUUACAGUUUACUACUCUUUUGCAGGAUUGUGUGAAAAUGACAAUUGUGGAAAUGUGUGUGGAAUCCAGCUUGUUGGCUAAUUGUUUGCAUUUACAGUAAAUUUGGUAUUCAGAUUUGACCAUU